Pseudophryne corroboree (corroboree frog) is the source of this 3603-nucleotide messenger RNA. RefSeq names its product nuclear receptor subfamily 3 group C member 1 (gene NR3C1). The transcript is spliced from 9 exons. The record is from RefSeq and is a predicted model, not a curated record. The coding region runs from base 477 to 2804 and encodes 775 amino acids. Gene Ontology annotation, molecular function: zinc ion binding; steroid binding; nuclear receptor activity. Gene Ontology annotation, cellular component: nucleus; chromatin. Gene Ontology annotation, biological process: regulation of transcription by RNA polymerase II; nuclear receptor-mediated glucocorticoid signaling pathway. NCBI's taxonomy places the organism in Eukaryota, Metazoa, Chordata, Amphibia, Anura, Myobatrachidae.
CCACACACACACGGGGACACGAGUGGAUGGCCCACGCACAGAGGUUAGGGGCUGCAGCAUGCAUGCACGCACAGAGUCAGACACCACGCUAUUGCCACUAAUGUGUGUGCUAUAGAGGUAUCUGUGCAGCCGCAGCCCGUGCCCCUGUCCUGGGCAGGCACACAGAGCGGGAGCACAGGGCUGGGGACCGGGGUUGUAGUUGCCGACAGCAGCCAACAGGUUGCAGCGUUCCCCGCCCGCCCGGCCGCGGCAGCCUCCCUCCCCUGCCCGCACGCACAGAGCCCCCUCCGCCGGCAGCAGCCAGCUCUCUCCUCCCUGCAUGUCCGGGAUAGGCGGCUCCCAACCCCGUGGGCGCCUCUGCUGUGUGCACCGCGCACAGGGGCCGCUGUCAGCUCUACACGCCGAGGGGGCAUCCAGCCAGAGGAACCCAGGAGCCAUGCCCGGAGCCUGAGAGCCGAGAGGUGCAUCAGUACCCAAUGGAUCCCAAAGACCUAUUAAAGCCACCCAAUGGAUCUCAGGCAGUGAAGAGUGCACAUUACAGGGACAAGACAGGGAAUGUAAUUGAUUUAUUUACAAGCUACAGAGGUGGAGCCUGUGUGAACAUUUCUACAUCUUGUCCAACCCCACCUGCUUCACUGCCAGACACACGGCAGCCACAGCAGCAGCAGCAGGCUGUACCUGCGGAUCCAGCUAAUGGUUUGAGUAAUGUACCUCAGCCAGAUCUCUCCAAGGCAGUCUCCCUGUCAAUGGGACUCUACAUGGGGGAGCCAGAUACAAAAGUGAUGGGCAACGAACUUGGUUACACUCAGCAGGCGCAGCUUGGAGUUCCAGCAGGAGAAACAGAUUUCAGGCUCCUGGAAGAGAGCAUUGCCAGCCUUCAGGCAAAGUCCUCUCUCCCAGAAAAGGUGCAGGAAGGCCUUGAAGACAAAGGAGGUAUGAAAUGUGACCUGUCCACCCAGCCAAGUUCUUCAGUGCAAGGGCAGGUGGGCAGCAUUGGAAGCAGCACUACCAAGUUGUUGUCCAGAGACCAAAGCCCCUUUGACCUUUUACAGGAUCUGGAUCUGCCCCCAGAGUCACCCAGGGAUAUUAAGGGCAGUCCAUGGGCACUGGACCCUCUCUUUGAUGAUGAGGCUGUUGACUUGCUAUCUCCUUUGACCACUGAUGACCCUUUUGUUAUGAGAUCUGGUGCAGUAAAUGAGGACUGCAAACCUCUCAUUUUCCAGGAUUGCACACCCAAAGCAGGUGAAUGUGUGGGGGAUGUCCUGCUGCCCAGCACCGAAAUACCAAUGUCUCAAGUGAAGACUGAAAAAGAGGACUUUAUAGAGUUAUGUACCCCAGGAGUGGUAAAGCAGGAAAAAUUUAGUCCCGUUUAUUGUGGUGGCCAUUUUUCCGGAUCUAGCCUUUAUGGAAACAAAGCAUCAGCCAUCUCUGUGCAUGGCGUCAGCACUUCAGGGGGUCAGAUGUACCACUAUGACUUGAACACUUCCCCCCUCUCUCGGCAUCAGCCAGAUCAGAAGCCUAUUUUUGCGUUGGGCACGCCUCUGUCUGUCAUUUCAGAAUCAUGGAAUAGGAUCCACGGGACUGGGGAUGAGAGCCUUACUUCGCCAGGGAAUGGAAACUAUUCGGGAAGGCCCAUUUUUUCAAAUGGUUUUUCAAGCCCUGGAAUGAGACCUGAUGUGAGCCCUUCUCCGUCCAGUUCCUCUACCAGCACCGGACCACCUCCAAAACUGUGCUUGGUGUGUUCAGAUGAGGCCUCUGGGUGUCACUAUGGAGUACUGACCUGUGGAAGCUGCAAAGUGUUCUUUAAGAGAGCAGUAGAAGGUCAGCACAACUACCUUUGCGCUGGGAGGAAUGAUUGUAUUAUUGACAAGAUUAGAAGAAAGAACUGCCCAGCCUGCCGCUACCGGAAAUGUCUCCAAGCUGGAAUGAAUCUAGAAGCACGCAAAACAAAGAAGAAGAUAAAGGGAAUCCAACAAUCUAACACAACAGCAGUACGUGAACUUCCAGAAAGUUCAAUGAAUAAGACUAUUGUUCCGGCAUCAGUAGCACAACUCACACCCACCUUGAUCUCCUUAUUGGAGGCUAUUGAACCCGAUGUUUUGUAUUCGGGUUAUGACAGCUCGUUGCCAGAAACUGCCUGGCGACUCAUGUCCUCUCUGAAUAUGCUAGGUGGACGCCAAGUGGUAUCUGUUGUGAAAUGGGCAAAGGCAAUACCAGGUUUCAGAAAUCUGCACCUGGAUGACCAAAUGACCCUUCUCCAGUACUCCUGGAUGUUUCUGAUGGUGUUUGCCCUCGGAUGGAGGUCUUACAAACAAUCCAAUGGGAGUGUGCUGUUUUUCGCUCCAGAUCUUGUCAUUGACGAGGAGAGGAUGCACCUCCCAUACAUGCAAGAGCGAUUUCAAGACAUGUUCAAAAUUGUCAAGGAAAUGACUCGCCUCCAGAUUUCAUAUGAUGAGUAUCUCUGCAUGAAGACCUUAUUGCUCUUGUGUACAAUUCCCAAGGACGGUCUUAAAAGCAACGUGCUGUUUGAGGAAAUUCGUAUGACAUAUAUUAAGGAACUUGGAAAAGCCAUAGUAAAGCGGGAGGGAAAUUCCAGUCAAAACUGGCAACGAUUUUACCAACUGACAAAGCUAAUGGAUACAAUGCAUGAGGUAGUUGAAAAUCUGCUAGCCUUUUGCUUCUACUCCUUCACCGACAAAUCGUUGAGUGUUGAAUUUCCGGAGAUGUUGUCAGAAAUUAUCAGCAAUCAGAUACCAAAAUAUUCAGCUGGAAAUAUCAGAAAACUUUUAUUUCAUCAGAAAUGACUGCCUUACUAAAAUUAUAUACAUACUUACACACACAAAAAGUUGCCUUAAGGAAAAAACAAGUCAAAUUAUAGCUUUUACUGUAUUAAAAAGAAAUCAGACGUGGUAAAUGUCCUUGCAACGGUGUACCUAUCGUAAUUAUGCACUACAGUUCAUGUGGUUUACAGAGGGCCAAGAUUUGGACUAUGGAAAAUUCCUCAGUUCACUCAGUGAAAUGAGAAGCAUAACAGAUAAUUAAACCAGAGUCUGCAUUGUGAACAUUCUGGUAUUAAUUUUCACAUUGGAUGGAUAUGUUUGCUAGAAUUUUUUCUAUUUUGUUUUAUUUCCUGUCAGGUGUUUUAGCUUCUUUUUGUUUCUCUCCCAUGGGGGAAAAAAAAUGAAAAUAAGAGUUUGAUUUAUGCAUGUAACCUGCUGAAAGUUUACAAGUGUAUAUCAGAAAAGGGAAGUUGUGCCUUUUUAUGCUAUUGUUUGGAUCUAGCAAUUUUUCUCCAUUUUCACAAAAUGAAUUGACUCUCCGUUGUUUUUCUUUCUUACAUUAUAUAUUUUUUCCUAUUCUUGCAAGACUCCUGUUGUACAGAUUUGGAUUUUUCUUUGUUUCCUUUUUUAAGACUGGGGCAGCUCACAGCUUUCCUAACACAAGUCAAACUAAAUAUUCUCUCAAUGUCUGUUGUUCAUUACUACUCUAAUCAUGUCUGGCUACUUGGCACUUUCAGCUACUUACCCAAACAGAUUGCAAAGUUAUAUGGCCAAAACAUUUACCUUGUAUCGGUAAUUUACUGGAUCAGGUACCAAUCUUUGG